This is a messenger RNA of Bacillus rossius redtenbacheri, 5352 nucleotides long. RefSeq lists its product as uncharacterized. The transcript is spliced from 2 exons. NCBI's taxonomy places the organism in Eukaryota, Metazoa, Arthropoda, Insecta, Phasmatodea, Bacillidae. Gene Ontology annotation, cellular component: nucleus. The coding region runs from base 866 to 2131 and encodes 421 amino acids. Gene Ontology annotation, molecular function: DNA binding. The record is from RefSeq and is a predicted model, not a curated record.
GUCUCCUGCUAUAAACGGUGGUGUGUAGGGGAAGGUGGUGUUCCUUUGACCAGUUGUACCUUUAACCACUCAAUGUUUUUAUGUGUUAUACAGGAAAAUUUCAUGAUUUGGUACUCUUAGUCUGUACUUCCACCACCAGGAGUAAUGUAGCUUUGCUUUCCAUUUAGAAAGAAGCUCCUGUGUUUUUGUAAAAUUAAUUAUAUCUGUUUGAAUCCAUAAAAGUGACUGGAUAAGAUGCCUAGUAGCAAACUAGGCAUUAAAAGGAAGAAGAUAAACAAGGAUGACUUGGAAAUUGCAGUAAGCUUAGUUCGUAAGCAAAGAAUGACAAUAGGUGAAGCAGCAAAACAUUUUGAUCUAAAGAAACCAACUUUGAUUUUUCACUUGAAGAAAACCAAGGAAUGUGGGAAUGAACAAUAUAAAUAUUUACCUAAGAAACCUAAGCGAGUUUUCAGUGAUAAAGAAGAGCUUCUUCUUGUACAGUAUUUGCAUGAUGCCGCAAAUAUGCACUACGGGUUGACAUUGAAGCAGGUACGUGGUCUGGCCUAUGAGUACGCAGUUCAAAACCACAAGAAAGUUGACCCUUCGUGGGAAGUAAAUAAAUGUGCAGGAGAGCAAUGGCUACGAGACUUUCGAAAGAAGUAUGCAAACCAACUAUCACUGCGUAAGCCAGAAGCAACUAGUUUGUCCAGAGCAACUGCUUUUAAUAGGGACAACGUGGAAAAAUUUUUCACUAACUAUAGAAGUGUCCUUGAUAGGUAUAAUUUUGAGCCCAAUGAAAUCUGGAACUGUGAUGAAACAGGGAUUUCAACUGUGCAUGUUCCACCAAAGAUUUUAAGCACCAAAAGGAAAGAAGCAAAUCGGUGGUAUGACUUCCGGGGAGCGCGGAACGAAUGUUACGAUGAUUGCUGCAGUGAAUGCGGCAGGAAAUAGUAUCCCCCCAUUAUUCAUUUUCCCUCGUGUGAACUUUAAACUUUUCAUGCUGAAUGGAGCUCCAUGUGGAAGUGUUGGUGUAGGUAAUCCAUCGGGAUGGUCAAAUGAAACAAUAUUUGUUCAAUUCAUGCAACAUUUUGUGAAACAUGUUCGACCAAGUGUGGAAAGACCUGUGCUCUUGCUCAUGGACAAUCACGAAAGCCAUGUUAAUAUUCCAGCUAUUGACUUGGCAAAACAAUCUGGAAUUGUUCUGCUGACUUUUCACCCACAUACCAGUCAUAAGAUGCAGCCUCUCGACAGAGGUGUCUUUGGGCCUUUCAAGACUUACUACCACGAAGCCAUGAACAACUGGAUGAUAUCACCUGGAAAUGCUGGGAAACCAGUUACAAUAUAUGAGGUAGCAGCGAUGGCUGGAAUAGCAUUUCCUCGUUCAUUCACACCAUCAAAUAUUUUGAAAGGAUUUAAAGUAUCUGGUAUUGUCCCGUUCAAUGAGAAUAUAUUCACUGAUAUUGACUUCAUGGCAGCUAAUGUCACUGAUCGACCAAUGCCACAGGACACUGAGAGGCAACCCCCUGUUUCUACAGCUAGUCUUGCAUCACCUGAAGAGCCUCAUUCUGUUGUAGAUCUACGAAAUGUAGAUGGACCCGAUGAGAAUCUUCCCUGCACUUCUGGACAUGUAAUCCGGUCACCAGAAAUUAUACGACCACAUCCUAAGGCACAUCCAAGAAAAAUAUCAAAUAAUGUAAAAAGGCAAAAAGGAAAAUCCCGCAUAUUGACUGACACGCCAGAAAAAAAAUUACUGGAGGAGAAUAUUAGAAAAAGAAUGGCCAAAAAGUUGCCAAAACCAAAAAGUAAAAAAUCAUUUCAACGAGCACUUUCCUUCCAACAAGAGAUCUUGAAUUCCGAUACUGAAAAUGAAUUUGAAUUGCCAUCAUCAGACAGCGAGUAUGGAAUGUCUUCAGAACUUAGGGAAUUCAAUGAAGAUGCUCAAUUUGAAAGAGACAGCAUUGAAGCAGGCAAUUUUGUUCUCGCAAAAGUGUGUGGAAAAAAGAUUGUUAAGCAUUUUGUUGCAGAGGUGGUAUCAGUUACAUCACAAGACAUCUUCGUAGUGAAAUAUUUGAAAAAAUUAACACCCAGAAGUGCAAAAUUUGUCGGGGGGAUGAUAAUUUGUUUGAUUUAUACAAUAAUGACAUUGUUUUGAAGCUCCCGAAUCCAAUACAAGCAGGCACAUCAGCCCGGCAGCAAUGCCAUUUGUUAUUUGGUGUCAAUUUAUGUAAUUACAAUGUUUCAUAGAUAGUCAAAUUCUUAUGAUAAUAAUGGUUCAUAUCUUGAAUACCAUGCUACCAUGAAUUGUCUUUUUUAUUAAACAAAUUUGAGUGCUAGGCAGUUUUUUUUCAUUGAUGGUUAGCUGGUUAUCUUCAUUAAUGCUUUCUUCAUAUAAGCUAUUUUUGAGAGCAAGUGAAUAUUAUAUUUCAAUAUUUUGAGUUAUUUAUGCAUAUUGUAAAAUAUAUUUAGGUUUUGAUGUACUAAUUUUUCCAUUGUCCAUGGUGGUCAAAGGUACAAAUACCCCUGGUCAGAGGUACAAGACCAUGUUGUACCUUUGACCAAAUUGCUUGCUUACAAAAAUUCUACAAAAACACACUUAAAAAUGGAUUAUUCAGUAUUGAAAUAAUUGUAAUAUUGUUCCCAAAACAGUAUUACUACUAUUCCAAAUCAGACAGGAAUUUUUUUUAAUGAAAAUUGGAUCAGAUAAAAAUUGACAUACAAAAUUGGUCAAAGGUACAACACCUUCCCCUAUAAGAUAACUGAAAAUUUAGAUAAUAAAUAGGGUAGCUUAAAAUGUUUUUUUUUUUUUACAUGACAUAUUAAAUUGACGUCAAGUCUAAUUUUGUUAGGAUCUAGAAAUACGAGUGUUGAUUUAUUUAGCUGUAGCCCUAAAAUAUGCAAAAUUUUGAAGAAUUGUGUGGGCUUUUCAUUGCAUUCCACAUAACAAACAAGAUGAAGGGCAUUUUAUAAAUCCAGCCAAUCAGUUUGCCCAAGUCUACAACAGUGAUGAGGGCGUAAAGACUUAACAGGAAAUGAUUCACAAGGCAACCAGUUCUGAAUCUACUAAGCAGCCUCUAAAAUAGAUCAACAAAGUAAUAAUUCAGUAUUGCUAACUUAUUCCAAAUGUGUUUAUAUGCGUAGGUACUUCUUGUUUCUGUUGCACAAGCAGAAAGCUCUUUCAGUGUGCUUAGCAGAAUAAAGAUUUGGUUACCUAGGAACAUUGUGCAUUGAAUCAAGACUUGCGCAGACAUUGAAUUUUGAUUCUCUUAUUUAAACGUGCUCAGAUAUUUAAGCGUGAAAUAUGAUUUUAACUAGUUACGUCAAAUUCCUAACCUUUGGCAUUACUUGUUAACAUUUACAUUUUACAAAUCGAAUUCAUAAAUGAAUAUUUAGUUUAUGAUUUACUCUACACUUACUUAUUACACAUUUUAGACACUUACAUGUCUUGUAAGCUGAAACAAAUGAGUGUAAUAACUUGGAUAUAACAAUAUUAGUAAGAGGAAUCAUAAUCAAUUGUUUAUUUCUGGAGAAAAAAAUAUAUAUAAAAUUAGGCGCCCAAUUUCAUUAAAUAAAUAAAUAUGUAUACCACGUUCUACACUGCCCUGGGUAUAUUCUCAGACAGGAUUGUUCGGGGAUGUCGCGGUUGUCCCUCAGUAUAUUCACCAGUUUUAUCAGUAAGGGUGGUGAGUCAUGGACAUUUCAGCCAUUGUCUCUUUACCAAGUGAUGUCAUCUACAUUAGAGAAACGUUGCUAAGAAGCCUCACCUUAACUCAUUGACUGUCGUGUUGCAGGCCCGUGGAUACACCUGCAAGACUCCGUGGACUCACAGGGACAGGAAAACUAUCAGGGGUAAACAGUACUCACAUGUCAGUAACAUCCACACCCAGCUUUAAUGCAGCACCCAAAUUUACUUACAAGUACAAUUGCAUAAUACUCCAAUCUCCUUGAUAAAAUGGUAAUUUUAUACAGCUAUGAUGGCACUUGUUCCUGGUCCGAAAUAUUUAGGCCUACAAAUGUCUGCUGGAGAUGUACUUCAAAUAACACUCUGGAAUUGAACAGUCCCAUGUGUUACCUCUCCAUACUCAAAAAGCACGUGAGAUGUGUUUGGAGAUACAGUGAAACCUCUUUAAUACAAACCUGAAGGGACCUAAAAUUUUGCAGUUUGUAUUAACAGGUGCAUAUGCUCACAUUAAUAAUAAUCAACAAAAUCAAGUAUUGAUUUUUUACUCAAAAAUUAGUCAAAUAAAGAAGAGGCUUGAAAAAUUCAUUGAUUUUUUUCCUGCACUUUUUUAGUUGCAUAAAUGUCCUUUACUGCACUGCAAAGUUUGUCGAAGGAAGACAAGACAUCAGUGUCUACAUCACUAGCAGCCAGAACAUUUUCCAAGACAAUUAAUGCUGAAGUGGACUUCACUCUAAGAAUUUUUAAAAAAUAUUUCAACCUCAAAAUUAGUGUCAGAAAUAUAUCAGUUACUUGUCAUUAAAGUUAAAUCAGUUGAAAAAUAAAUAAAAAUGGAAGUAUUUCACUUAAUUCAAUUUACACUUGCAAAAAAAACAUACGCACAAUAAAUCUACAUGGAAAUUAAAGUCUUUUUCAAUAUCAUGAAGUCUGAAAUAUGUUUACUCAUGUCAUCAAAUGUAGAGCUGUACUGAAGAAGCCGAUUUUGCCAAUAUUUAGUUGAAUCGGCAUUUCUGCCGACUUCCGAUACGCUUGUUAAUUUUCGGCCGAUAUUACUGAAAAACGAGAGUGACUGCCAUAACCUAAAAAUCCACGAUUACCCUUUUCGCUUUUCGUAGUAGUACUGCAUUUUUUCAGAUCGCAUUAUUUCUUCGCAACAUGUGCCAAACGUACAUAUAAAAAUUUAACAUCCUAUUUUUCCAAAAUGUUCUUUAUUUUUAAUAUGUCAUAAAUAAAUACAUUACCGUCACUGUAAAUAUACAUCUCGGUUGUUACGGUAACUGUAGUGCAAAUGUGGUAGCUAUCGUGCUUCUGUAGUAAUUAUGGUAUCGACAAAGAAUCUUUAGUUCUUUUUAUGGUAAUUAUCUUAGGAUAACAAUUGGGUUUGUACUGUAGUUAUGGUACAUCAUUCAAUGUCUUCGUAAGUUGUUGUUCAUUUGUAGUGAUGGGAGCAGUGACAAAUUUUGUUCCUGUGACACGCCGUGACCAGUGACAUGAAAGUCACAGGGUCAAGUCACCGUGACAUUGUCAUUGUUAGUGACCUUGUUGCUAAAAUGUAAAACCGGAGUUUUUUAUUAAUAAAUAUAGUGUAACAUAAUCUCCUAAUAAUUGUAUAUUUUUAUAUAUGUGACAUACAAUAUGUAAUCAUUGAUAAACCAAAUUAGUUCAUAGUUUAUUGGAAUUAUUAACUAUGCAUUUUA